Molecule: messenger RNA, 1941 nt
Organism: Phaeodactylum tricornutum CCAP 1055/1
Lineage: Eukaryota; Bacillariophyta; Bacillariophyceae; Surirellales; Neidiaceae
Exons: 3
Coding region: 226-1806 (526 amino acids)
Cellular component (GO): membrane
Source: RefSeq, a predicted model, not a curated record
CAACAUUUGACUGGAUUUACAUCUCAAAUUAUAAUUCGGAUUUCUUCAUCUUCCCGAACCGUUUGCCGAGAGGAAGAUUGGUGUUCGCAGCUGCUCAGAAAGUCAAGCAGCUGAUUGCUCCGUCUUGUGUCCGGAGUGAUUGACUGCGAGUCUUAAUCCGCUAUACACGUUCAGGCAAGAGCUCUUGAGCGCAAUUUCUCGGUCCCGUUACAUUGUGUUUUCAGCAUGAACGAUCUACGCUGGCUGCAAGACACGGCAGGAGAGGCAAAUCAGCAAGAGAACGAGAGCACUGACACUUCUGCUGAGUCGAGCAAAAGCAAUCAACUCGUCGGAGUCGUGUUAUCAAAUGUUUUUCUGUUCUUUCUAAUUUUUGGACUGUCCGCGACUGUCGAUGUCAAGAAUAUGAAGCGACAACUCACCAAUAGAUUCGCUAUUGGCUGCGGUGUUGCAAUGCAGUUUAUUGUCAUGCCACUGCUAGGGUUUGUCGCUGUCGUUUCCCUUCGAAACCAAGGUCUUUCCGAAGCUAUGGGAGUUGCGUUGUUGGUUGUUACAUCAUCUCCUGGAGGAUCCUACAGCAACUGGUGGUGUUCGACUUUUAAUGCGGAUCUGGCUUUGAGCGUUGCCAUGACAACUGUUUCAAGCAUACUCAGUAUAUGCUUGUUGCCCCUCAAUCUCUUUCUAUACACCUAUCUGGCCUUUGGUAUCACGGAUAAGGACCAAGAGUCUGUAGUUGAAGCUUUGGAUUUUGGAACUCUCUUCAUAACACUUGGAAUUGUACUCGGCGCCAUUCUAUCUGGUCUCGCAGCUGGCUAUCGUUGGGACAACGCCACCUUUCACGUCUAUGCCAAUCGGUUUGGUACUAUUUCGGGCAUGUUACUCAUCUUGUUCUCGUCAACCUUGGGCCUUUUAUUGGGAGUUGCCUUUCCUUGUUUGCUCGGUAUCGCCCUCGCCAACAUUAUUGCUCGAUCCGUGCGUUUAAGUCCACCGGAGACGGUUGCCAUUUCGAUCGAAUGCUGCUAUCAAAAUACAGGCAUUGCAACAUCAGUGGCUAUAACAAUGUUUGAUAAUGUCGAAGAGAGGGCUCAGGCAGUUGCAGUCCCGUUAUUUUACGGUAUUAUCGAAGCUGUGGUAAUCGGCAUUUACUGCAUUUGGGCCUGGAAAGUUGGCUGGACGAAGGCCCCCAAGGAUGAGAAUUUAUGCCUUGUCAUUGCGAGGACGUACGAAAUCGAUGAAAUUGCUGCAAAUGACGAACCUCAGGAUGAAGAAUUCAACGGCAAAGAACAACUUGUAGAAGCCUCUAGCCCCAUGGGUGCUCAAAAGGAUAGUUGUUGCAUGGAAGGAUCAGGAGAAAGGGUGAUCGAGCUGCAUCAAGAGAACACUGAGAGGGACCGCCUUUACAAUGAAGGUUCAGGCUUUUGGGCGAGAAUAUUUCCACCUAUUCUGCUUCGAAAGCUCUCGUCUCUGUUGAUGAAUGGAGUUGAAGUUGACGAGAACUUGGAAGAGCAAGGAGACGGCGUUGAUAUCAAAGUCGAAGGAAAUUUGUUGGCUCGAAGUCGAUUAGGAACAGCUGAAACAUCACUCUCAUCGUCAGUAUCCAGUCCGCCACAUCGCUCUAGAACGGGCUCAAGCAUGUCCAUUGAGCAAGGUUGCCUAAACACGGACGACCCCUCAAUACCAUGUUUAACCGUUCCCGAAGACUCUGAACACGCCUUACCCGACCUACUACCCAUGAUCUCCUCGUCAACUGAGCACUAUCUGGCUUCAGAAGACCUUCCUUAUGCAAACAGAGCCGCUAAAGAGGAAUAGAUGUUGUCGCGAUAGCAACUUGUCACCGAAACGGACUCCCGGACAAAACUACCUGAAGGUAGACCAUACUACCUAAUGAUACUAGAAACCAUUCUAAGCAGUGACCAUAAAAAUAAAGCAUCAACAAACACGAUC